AUGGACCCGAAUCACGCUCCUUAUCUUAAUCUCUCCGCCACCGUCAUCACAGCCAAAGGAUACUCCGGCCUCCGCCUCGCAAAGCCCUCCAUUUCCCAUGGAACCCGAAACCCUCUUCUCAUCCCACCAGCAGUAUUUCCACCAAUACUUCUUUCAGCCCCCUUCACCAUCUCACAUAAAGUAACAGGCAUCAAGGAAACUUCUUUUAGAUUGAAGGCUUUGAUUGGUGAUGCCCUUCAGGAAAUAACCAUCUGCCCCUGCUGCGAGGAAGCUUGUCAAUGGGAAAAUCUCACUGGUCCAGGCCAACUUGAAGAUUGA
Molecule: messenger RNA, 318 nt
Organism: Prunus armeniaca (apricot)
Lineage: Eukaryota; Viridiplantae; Streptophyta; Magnoliopsida; Rosales; Rosaceae
Source: the annotation of a GenBank genome assembly